Echinostoma caproni is the source of this 231-nucleotide messenger RNA. NCBI's taxonomy places the organism in Eukaryota, Metazoa, Platyhelminthes, Trematoda, Plagiorchiida, Echinostomatidae. The record is from the annotation of a GenBank genome assembly.
AUGGAGGCUGCAACCGUCGCAGCGGACUUGGGAAAGCUAUUUCGUCUAAUCCGUGUCGCAGCACGAAAGAGACAGACAUCGGAUCCACUGUUGCGCAACACUCUAGGCCAAAUUAUUCGGGGAACCGAACAGAAAAUGCAAAUUGCUGCUCAACCGCCCAUCAAACCAACAUGGCUCUCCACAGGUGUCAAGCAGUUCGGAGACCUACAAAAUCAAUUGCGACUCACCUAA